Neltuma alba is the source of this 3148-nucleotide messenger RNA. RefSeq names its product kinesin-like protein KIN-14J. Lineage: Eukaryota; Viridiplantae; Streptophyta; Magnoliopsida; Fabales; Fabaceae. Gene Ontology annotation, biological process: microtubule-based movement. The record is from RefSeq and is a predicted model, not a curated record. Gene Ontology annotation, molecular function: microtubule binding; ATP binding; microtubule motor activity. Gene Ontology annotation, cellular component: microtubule cytoskeleton.
GCAGCUGUGAUUUGAAGUUAUAUUUGGCUUGCGAAUGGCUGAGAGAAGCCAAAAAAAAAGAAAGAGAAGUACCGUCGUUGGUUCCUGAGAAAGUAGAGUAUAGGCCUAGUUAAUCAAAAGGACGAGGAAUCUCUGCGUGUACAAAACAAACAAUGCAGUGGAACAAGAGGGACAGGGAAAAUGGGAAAGUAACGACUUAGGUCGAGAUGUUAACCAAAUAGAAGCUUAGGAGGCAUGCUUGAAGGUGCUCUCGUGCAUCGCAGUGGGAGGUCUAAUGAACUGUUCCAGUUGAAGCAAGAAUCGCAUGUGGAUCUUUUUCCUGCUAAAAUUAUGGAAUUGCCUUCAAACAGCUUGGAAAGUACCCCAACUCAACAUCUCUUCAACACGGGAAAUAGGAUUCUGAAUGACAUAUUUGUAAGAAUGAAUGGAGAAGUACCUCAUCGCGCGGCAUGCCUGUUAAGAAAAAUUCUGCAAGUGAUUGAGGGGCGCUUUUCAAAUCAAGCAGAGAGCCUGAAAACUCAAAACAAUCUUUUCAAAGCUCGUGAAGGGAAAUACCAGUCGAUAAUAAACGUACUUGAAACCCUUGUGGCAGGGACAACUGAGGAGAAUGAGGUUGUCACGAGUUGGUUGCAGCAGUUGAAGCAUGAGAAAACUGAACUGGAGAAGAAGAAACUUGAAGAGCAGGAUUUUGCUCAAUUUAAAAGAGACAAAGUUCGCAAUGAAAUUGAGAUUUCUGCCCUGAAGCAAGAACUGGAAACGACUAAAAGGGCACAUGAAGAGCAGUGCUUGCUGUUAGAAUUGCAUCUUAGUGAAUCUAAAGCUCAUUAUGAGAAGAGAACAGAAGAACUUGAGAGUCAUCUAGCUAAUGCAAGGACACAAGUGAAGGAACUGAAGACCUUUUUGAAAUCCAGAUCUUUGAAAUGGAAGGACAAGGAGCAUACCUUCGAGAGUUUCCUAACGACCAAUUCUCAUGUUGUGCAGGAAUUGAGAGCUGCAAUGGAAUCUGUAAAAAUGGAAUUGCUAAAAUCAAAGAGAAGCUACUCUGAGGAACUCACUUCUUUAGGAAUGAAGCUCAAAGGUCUAGCUGAAGCUGCUGGAAUUAUCAUGAAGUUCUUGCAGAGUAGAAAAUUGUAUAACGAAGUUCAAGAUAUGAAAGGAAGCAUUAGAGUGUAUUGUCGAAUCAGGCCAUUUCUUCCUGGGCAAAGCCAAAACCAGACAACUAUUGAGUUUGUUGGUGAUAAUGGUGAAUUAAUUGUUAGCAAUCCUCUCAAGCAAGGGAACGAAAGUUGUAAGCUUUUUAAGUUCAACAAGGUUUUUGGCACGUUAGCAACUCAAGGUAGGAAUACAGUGACAUCCAACCGCUUUAUUCGUUCUGUUCUUGAUGGUUACAAUGUUUGUAUAUUUGCUUAUGGUCAAACCGGUUCAGGAAAGACAUACACAAUGAGCGGACCUAGCUUAACAUCAAAAUCAAAAUGGGGAGUCAACUAUCGAGCACUUCAUGAUCUUUUCCAAAUCUCCCAGAGUAGGAGAGGCUCUAUCAUUUAUGAAGUCGGCGUUCAAAUGGUUGAAAUUUACAAUGAAGUAGUUCGCGAUUUGUUAUCAAGCAAGGGUCCUCAAAAGAGAAUAGGAAUUUGGAAUACUGCCCAACCAAAUGGGUUGGUGGUCCCUGAAGCAAGCAUGCAUUCUGUUAAUUCAAUGAAAGAUGUCUUGGAGUUGAUGAAUAUUGGGCAGAUGAAUCGAGCAACUAGUGUCACAGCUUUAAACGAAAGAAGCAGUAGAUCCCAUAGUGUUCUCACUGUCAUGCCGUGGCACACGGAUUUGGGAAGCAACACUAUAUUGCGUAGCUGCUUGCAUCUUGUAGAUCUUGCAGGAAGUGAACGAGUCGACCGUUCUGAAGCAACAGGAGAUAGGUUAAAGGAGGCACAACAUAUAAACAAAUCCCUAUCAGCCCUGGGAGAUGUGAUCUUUGCUUUGGCUCAAAAAAGUCAGCAUGUGCCAUACAGAAAUAGUAAAUUAACACAACUUCUUCAAAGUUCAUUAGGUGGCCAAGCAAAAACCCUUAUGUUUGUGCAGCUUAAUCCUGAUAUUGCUUCAUAUUCUGAAACAAUAAGCACCUUGAAGUUUGCUAAAAGGGUUUCUGGCGUCGAGUUAGGUGCUGCACGUAGCAACAAAGAGGGGAAGGAUGUCAGACAACUCAUGGACCAGUUAACAUAUUUGAAGGAUGCUAUGGUGAGAAAGGAUGAAGAGAUUGAGCGGUUGCAGAUGGUCAAGGCAAAUCUCGAAAACUCAAAGCAGGGUAUGAUCUCACCAAGGCAUGAACCGUCAAUUCAUAGCAGGCAACCCAUAAGGACUCCCCGACAUAGCCAAAAACUUUCAGGAAUUGGUGUGAAAAAACUACUUCUGACCUGGGCAACUGGUCAGAGCAUGAUGAAAAGCAUUCAGAACCAGGCCUCUAUUCAAUGAAUGAACUCAGCAAAAUCCCUGGUUCCCUGGAGUUAAAAUUAACAGAGAAGACAAAGAUAAGAAUCUCAAUGAGGUGGAUGAGCUGCUAGGAACCGGAGGUGCAAAUUUUGAAGAGAGAUUGAGUGACAUAUCAGAUGGUGAUCUCUCAAUGGGACACAGAAACUGAUCGCUCAAUCAACAGUGUUGUGGAGUGCACUUUUUUCCGGAAGCGAAGACAGCUGAGCUUACACCAACUAGAGUAUAACCGAGAACAUUCCAGCUGAGAAGCAGAGAAAUUUACUGUGCCAUCCUCGUUAAAAAUUUCCAGAACCUCACAAGUCCCGCACAAAGUGCAGAUCAAAUCAUCGAGGUUGUCACUGAGUAGAAGCUCGUCAAAGCUUAUCUCAAGUGUAAGGAAAACCGCAACUGGUAGCUCUUCAUUGAAGCCGCCCAAACGAUAGCAAUAGCCAGGAUGUUGCUUGAACGAUGUAGAGUGACCAUAGUGGUAGGAACUAAUCCUUGUUUAUGACACUGAUCCAGUUGUAGCUUAUCGCCCAUUCAAUGCGAUAUUGGAUGAGGCUUUAGCUUGUAUCUAAGCAUUGUAUUGGCUUGCAAACCUAGCUAGAAACUAGCAUGUAUCUAAGCAUCAUAGUAAGUUAUCUUGCAAUCUUCAUUCCAUCUGUUAAAUUUUCUAGUUAUUUUACUA